Haemonchus placei is the source of this 2229-nucleotide messenger RNA. The record is from the annotation of a GenBank genome assembly. Lineage: Eukaryota; Metazoa; Nematoda; Chromadorea; Rhabditida; Trichostrongylidae.
AUGGGUGUCAUUGCGUAUUGCGGAUUGUACAUCAGUCGAGGACAUUUGGUCCUUCACGAUGUUUCACCUGGAUGUAUAUUUCAUUUUAAUAUUGACGAGCUGUUGAUGGAAACGUUUCGAAGUCGUGACGGGUGGCAAGUAGAAACAUCGUGCCUGAUUACUCGAGCGAAAGCUAUCCACCACCAGCCUACCAAUGCUCCUCCCCUUUUUGAUUUCGGUCUUCAGUUCAGCCUCUCUGUUGAUAUCGCAGGCAGUCGCUUGAAAACUGUUGGCUUCCGUGUCGCAGAUUUGACCGUUGAGCUCUCGAGCGCAAGAGGAGAGAAAUCGUCAAGGAAUACUACCUUGAAGCCGGAACGAGGUGCUGCCCAGAUUCUUGCUUCGGAAUUAGUCCUUGGACAUAUCAGCAAGAAGCAAGCGGACGUGUUUCAUGAACUCAAUCAGAAGGCGGACUAUUUCAAACUGUCCAGCAACGAAGUUGGAAACCCUGCGGCACCAGGUGGCAGUGCGUUCUUCUCGGCUGAACAUCUUUCAGAUCUGCACAUUGAAACUAAUAACUGUUUAUUGAAAUAUCGCACUGUAUUAGGUGGAGAAAGACGCGCUUCGUGGGGCUAUCAGUGGAAGAUCAGCGUCAACGGUUGGCUCUCAGGACAAAAGCAGAAUGCUGGAAAUGCUGUUCAAAUUAUUUCGGACAGCGUUCAGACAUCCCUUUCUGUGCAAGAUGUUGCAUGGUGGAAAGCUCACAUUGAUUCUGUUCUUCCGGUGCUAAACAAAGAAGAGCGCAUGCUGGAAAUAGGUGUUGAUCGCCUUUGUGUUGCGGGUCCUAGUGUCGCUAUAAUGGAUGCAACGUUUGAUAGGCAUCAGUGGGGACAAUCGGUCUAUAUUGGAGCUGCAUUGGUGCAGCAAAAUCUGAAGGAACCAGGUUUGCUCAUUGGGAUUGAUGAUUGUAAGAUCGAAUGGAGCGACAAGUUGGCUAAGCAGUUGAAAAAAAUGGAAACUGCUUUCUUCGCCAAUAGUGCUGGUUCAAGGACCACGUCCACUUCAAGGCGCACCUUGAAUGCUAGGCUGCAGUUGAAAAGGGCGGCUCUAUUUUCAUUGGCGGAGGAAACUUCGUUCAUUGCCUGGCUAUGUGAUGAACUAGCAGCUGAGAGCGUUAACCUGUGUGAUUUUGUGGCUUCUGCACAAAAGACGCGAUUAGUGUUUGGAGAAGUUCGGGGGACAUUUAUUGAUAUUUCAACGCUCUACAGUGUCGAGAAGUUUGUUCCACCCCAAUCAGAAGAAGAGUUAAGUACCCCAUGGCGUUGCUGGAGUCAGUCUGAUAAUGAUGUGCGUAAAAAUCGACGGCGUACCGCCAUAGGAGAGAAGAACAUGAAUGAACUACAGCUGUGUGGCGAAACAAAUAUGCUCUGUAUUUCUGUCGAAAUGUCCAGCUCAGUCCGUAACGUGACAUGUUCGUCAGGAGCCCACUUUUAUCUUCUAUGGUCUCCUCUGCUUCAUCGGGUGGUGUAUCACAUGAUCCAGGUUGUUAAGAGGACAUUCAUUGAGUCGCCCGCUGGCACAGCAGUUCCAAGAAAGGCUCCAAAACCUACUCAGUUGAGAAUGCUGACAAAUCAUUCUAUUGAAUUCGUUAUGGAGUUACCCCAGUAUCACAGGAUGGUUUGGCUUAUUCCUUCGUUAACUUUUGACUGCUCGCCUGCUGGUCUUACUGCAGUGUCGCCACAGCUAACUAUUAAUAUGAAUGGAGCCGAUAUUGUGACAGCCAUUGAUGUAUAUAUAACGCGGCGCCCUUUCGACAUUCAAAUGGAUAAUUUUCGGAGAGGAUUCGACAACUGUACAACACCUUCCAAUAAGGUGUGGACUUGGACCGCAGCCUCCUUUCUCUUCUACCUUCCGUAUGAGUUCAAUUUUGCGCAGGUUUUUGACGAGUUUAUAAACUCUAUUAAAUGGAUCAAACUUGUACAUGGAUUGACAUCAAUGCCAUUCAAGCCUGGUGGUCCACUACCAGCCGACUUUCGCCUAGUUUUCAAGGUUGUUAGGAAGGCAAGCAUCCCUGAUUCCAAGCAACUCAGAACGGAAAUAUUCCAGGAAGCCCGGAUAGAACUUGAGGACGACUUUUUCGAAAACUUGCUGCAAAUGAGUCACGAGCUUAAGGAAGAUGAGGUAUUUUCAGGGAACUUACACAAAACUGUCGCAAAGUUGUUUGUAUUUGAUUUCCCUUUUCGAGAAGCGUAG